Messenger RNA from Solanum lycopersicum (tomato), 3973 nucleotides. RefSeq names its product putative late blight resistance protein homolog R1A-3. Gene Ontology annotation, molecular function: ADP binding. The record is from RefSeq and is a predicted model, not a curated record. Gene Ontology annotation, biological process: defense response to other organism. Lineage: Eukaryota; Viridiplantae; Streptophyta; Magnoliopsida; Solanales; Solanaceae.
UUUAAGCCCUUUACAACUCUCAACUGGAAAAGAAAAGAUUCUUAUUACACCUUUAAUUUUCCCUCAUUCUUAGUUUGAUGUAAAUUGUUUCUCUUGAGGAAUUGAAAGGAAGGAUUUUUUUAUUUUUAAAACUACUUUGGCUUGAUAAGUGAGAAUGGAAAGAGGAAAAGAAAAUGAAGGACAAACAGAAGGGGAAGAUAACAAAUCAUUGGUGUCAUCCGUUGUACUUCGCGAGGAUAUUGUCAAUCUUAUAGAUUUCAUAGAGAGGUUAAGUAAUGGGUAUGUUUUAACUUCGCUUGACAUAGAUCAAAUUGAAGAUUUGACAUUGGAGCUGACGUUUCUGUCCGCAUUUUGUCAUCUUUAUUACUCUUUCUUUUCGGAAGGUUGUAACGACGAAAUAUCUUGCAUAUCAAAUGAGAUUCAUGAUCUGGUUCAGUCACUUUUGCAUCGACAUGGAGAAGACAUGGUCGUUAAUAUGAAUUAUCAUGACCUCUUUGAGAAUAUCAAAAGUUAUAUUAUCUAUGCUGAACCAAGUCGUGUAACCACGACCGAGGAUCGUUUGGUUGAACUUUUGGAUGCCAUCUUCAUGUAUCUUCAAUAUCUACCCAAGUUGUGUUCUGAGUUUAUUUUUACAUCAAUGACUCAAUAUGAGCUUCUUCAGAAUGUGUUUGGCAAUUUACGAGAUUUCCAUAGGUUGAAAGUAAAUGGUUGCGUUGAGUAUGAGACAAUCGAAUAUGUCAUACCCCAUCUUCAACUUAUGGCUCAGAGAGUUGUAAGUUUCUGAAUUACUCUUUUGUAUUGUCAACUUGACGGAUUAGAUGAAUCAGAUAUCUGUCGAGUUAACCCCAAGCUAGCUAAUCUACUUGUGGAGGUUAUUCCUGUUGAACUGGAGGUUAUGCACAUAUGUUGUACAAAUUUGAAAGGUUCAAAGUCGGAAGAAGUUGGACGUUUCAUCAAUCAGCUCGUAGAAGCCUCUCCGGACAUUCUUAGAGAAUCUCUGAUUCAUCUACAAGAGCACAUGGUUAGUUCUGUUACUCCUAGUGCUUCUACGUGUAACAUUCAUGUCAUGAUAGAGUUCCUAUUGAUUAUUGUUACUGAUAUGCCAACAGACGUUAUUUGUCAUGACAAAUUGUCUGUUCUCUUAGUACGUGUUAGAGAACUUACCAAGGAGGUAUUCAUUCUUGUUCGCAACUUAGAAGAGAAUAUGAAUGCAACAAGCGGUACAGGUCUAAACUUGCUGGAAAAUAUUGAACUCCUUAAGGAAGAUCUCAAGAAUGUUUUCUUGAAAGCCUGUGCAGACUCAUCUCAGCUCCGGUUCCCCAUGAGUGAUGGACCGCUCUUCAUGACUCUUCUACUCACAAACUUAAAUGACUUGGUCAAUUCAAAUGCUUGUUCAGUUGCUUUGAUAAAAGAAGAAAUUAAGCAGGUGAAAGAAGACCUGGAAACUAUAAGAUCGUUCUUCGGGUAUGCUGAGCAAGAGUUGCAUAGAGAUCUUUGGACUCGUGUUCUAGAUGUGGCAUAUGAGGCGGAACAUGUCAUUAACUCAAUUCUUGCCCGAUAUCAUGGUCUAUUGCAGCUUAUCUUCAUACUUCCUGAUACCGUAGAAAAGAUCAAGCUUGUCAAAAAAGAGGUACAAGAGAAGAUUCCCAAGAGAAGCAGUAUUAUUACUGCAAACACUCCCAACAAGCCGGUUGAAAGAAACUCAUUGAGUACAGUUGGUAAAAUAAUUGUAGGUUUUGAGGAGGAGACAGAGUGGAUAAUUAGGAAGCUCACCAGCGGACCAGCUGAGAUAGAUGUCAUUUCCAUAGUCGGCAUGCCAGGGCUUGGAAAAACUACUUUGGCAUACAGAGUGUAUAAUGAUAAGUCCAUUGUUGAUCAUUUCGAUGUUUGUGCUUGGUGCACAGUCGACCAGGAACAUAAUGAGAAAAAGUUGUUGCAGAAAAUUUUCAAUCAAGUUAUUGGUUUGAAAGAAAGAUUCAAUGAGAAGGACAUAGAUGAUGAAGUUGCUGAUAAGCUGCGGAAACAACUAUUUGGAAAACGGUACCUUAUUGUCUUGGAUGACAUAUGGGAUACUGCAAUAUUCGAUGAGCUAACCAGACCUUUUCCUGAAUUACAGAAAGGAAGCAGAGUUAUUUUAACAAGUCGGAAAAAGGAAGUUGCUUUGCAUGGAAAAUGUCACAGUAAUCCUCUUUAUCUUCGAUUGCUAAGAUCAGAUGAAAGUUGGGAGUUAUUAGAGAAAAGUGUAUUCGGAGAAGAACGUUGCCCUGAUGAACUAAAGUAUGUCGGAGAAAAGAUAGCUCAAAAGUGUGAUGGGCUUCCUUUAGUACUUGAUCUAAUUGGUGGAGUCAUUUCAAGGAAGGAAAAGAAAGAGACUUUGUGGCUUGAAGUUCUCAAUAAUCUGAGUUCCUUUAUUUUUAAGGAUGAAGAGGAGGUUGUGAAGAUUAUACAAUUAAGUUAUGACCAUUUGUCAGAUCACGUAAAGCCGUGUUUGGUUUACCUUGCAAGUUAUCCAAAGGAUGAAGAUAUAAGGAUCUCUGAGUUGAAAGAUCUGUGGAUUUUUCAAGGACUCGUGCAGCAGAUUGUGAUGAAAAGUGCAGAAGAAGUAGUGGAUGUGUUAAUUUCCAGUAGCUUGGUAAUACCUUUCGAUAAUUCUAUUUGCAAAAUUCAUGAUCUUGUGCAUGACUUUUGUUAUAUAAAAUCUAGAAAGGAAAAGUUGCUUCACUUCAUAGGAGGUUCAAAAGCUCCGUCUUCCUCUUCUUCGGAUCUUAUGCCACGUGGAAUGAUCAUUCGUUUUGAUAAAUAUCUAUUUCAAUUCAAUGAAAUUUUUGUCGUGUUUGAUCCAGAAAUGAAGAAUCCUUAUGUUAAACACCUCCUCUCUCUGAAGGUUGAUGAGCAUUGUCUUCCCUACAACAGUCACCUAAAACACUUGAGGCUUCUUCAAAGUUUGGAUUUACACGACAUAACAUUGACUGAUUCUUUGCUGAAUGAAAUUGGUAUGCUCGUUCAUUUGAAGUACUUAUUCAUUCAGACGAAGUCAAAAGCUCUCCCUCCGUCAUUUUCAAACCUCUGCAAUCUAGAAACUCUGUUGGUGGAUAACUCAGAGGGAUCAUACAUCCUAUCGCCUUGUUUUUGGAGUCUUGCAAAGCUACGAGAUGUGCGCAUUAACGUUUGUUCUUUCUAUGACCCGUACAUCAACGAACCAACUGUGUUAGCCAAGGACUCAAGGUUAGAAAAUUUGAGAACAUUACAUGAGCUCUACCUUCACGGUUCAGAAGACACGGAGAAUAUUUUCAAAAGGUUUCCUAAUCUCAAAAACCUUAGAGUCUGUAUAGAACAACUAUCAGAUUGUUCAGCAGAGAAGAUUUGUUUUCCAAGAUUGGAUGUCCUAAACGAACUUGAAGAACUCCGUUUAUCUUCUUCUUGGGACACAUUCAAUGAAUAUACACAAGGCUUCCCUUCGAGCUUGAAGAAAAUGAGGUUGCAAGGGCUCGCUCUGACAUUCGAUUCAAUGUCAAGAAUCGCUAGACUACCCAACCUUCAAAAACUAAGUCUAGAAGACGCAAUCAUCGAGGAGGGGAAAGAAUGGAACAUGGAAGAUAUCACCUUCCAAAAUCUCAAAUUUCUAAAAUUGGGUAGGGUGGAAUUUUCUGAAUGGCAGGUUGAUGCAGAGAAAUCCUUCCCCGUGCUCGAGAAACCUGAUAUAAAUAGCUGUGAUAAGCUUAUGGAGAUCCCAGACAGUUUUGGAGAUAUUGCGUCAUUAAAGUUGAUCAAUGUAUGGUACAGCCCUCAGCUUAAAGAGUCGAUCUUCAAUAUUAAGGAAUAUGUUGAAGAAAUGACCGGAGAAGAGGUACAUUUCCAUGGUAGUUGAUCUAAAGAAUGCGAGUAUAAAUAUGAAUUCACUAACUUUCAUCUUUUUUACACUAAAUUUCCUUUCAGAAAUGUUAUGUUUUUUCCAAUAUUGCUUAUAACUUAU